AUGGAUUACUUGAAUAGUAUAUUAUCCCAGCAAAAUCAGGUUCAGCUGGUAGAGGAAGCAAUUCCUACUCUUUGUAAUAGACUACAGCAUGCCACCUUGUCCUCAGAUAGAAGAUCAGCCGUAUUAGGAUUAAAAAGUUUCAGCAGGCAAUAUAGAGAGUCGGUUGUGGAAUACGGAUUAAGAGCAUUAAUUACAACGUUGAAGAAAGAUUCCUCGAAUCCUGUUAUCAUAAAAGCGAUUUUAGAAACGUUACUUAUUCUAUUUAUUAGAGGUGAAGGAGACGAUGAUUUAACCCGAGGUUGGAUUUCACAACAGUCGAGACUCCAGAAUGGAAAAUAUCCGUCUCCAAUAUUAAUGAGCGAUGCUUCUGUUGAUCAAUUUUCUUUGUGGAUUGCUGAUGAAGUUACUCAAGAUGAAGAGUGUAUUUCGUUAUUACUCGAGAUAUUACUGGAGAAUGAUAAUUUCCAUAUUAGGUUGUACACCUUGCAAUUAUUAGAGGCAUUGGUAUCAACGAGAGGAGAAAAAACCAAAGACUGUUUAAUGAAUAUACCAACAGCCGUUUCUACAUUAGUUUCUCUAUUGAAUGAUUCUCAUGACCCAGUUAGAAAUGAGGCCAUUUUGCUUUUAAUGGCAAUCGUUAACCGUAAUUUUAAUAUUCAAAAGCUAGUUGCAUUUGAAAAUACCUUUGAUAGUCUUUUUGAUAUUAUUGACGAAGAGGGAGGAAUAAGAGGUUCGAUUCUUGUGCAAGAUUGCCUUACGUUGAUUACCAACUUGUUGCAAUAUAAUGCAUCUAAUCAGAAAUUUUUCCUAGAAACACAAUGUGUUCCACGCUUAGCUAAGUUGUUGGGUGAACCAGUGGAGGAUGCAGUGGAUGGUGAAUUAAUGGAUGAGAAUGGUAUGCCUAUACUUCCACCACCCAUGGUAUGGACGGAACAGAGAUUACAGAAUAUGAUCAUUGCCUUGGAAAUAUGUAGAAUAUUAGUCUCGGAAGACAACGAGUCGUUACAAAUAAAUCAAGAGAAAUUAUUUCAAUCGGGUGUUUCGUUUAUUGUUUUAAAGCUAGUUUUCUCGCCAGUGACUGCUAAUGCAGUUAGAUCGAUUGCGUUGCUUACAACUGCAGAUUUAAUAAGCGGUAAUCCGGAAAUCCAAUUACAAUUUUCACAGAUAGAUGUUCCGUAUAUUGAUCCGUCUAUGCCAACCCAAUUAAAGUCAUAUGACAAGUCGAUACCUGUCACUAUUGCAUUGCUCAACUGGACAUUAUUUAUUAAUUCAGUUCAUGUAUUUGAUAUAAGAAUGGGGGCAGCGCAAUGUUUGCAUGCAUACUUCAAAGAAAACAAGGAUUCAAAGUCAGCUUUUUUAACAGAUCAAAUAAAGGCAUAUGCGGACCCUCAGUAUUUUUCAAAUUUAGGUGACGAAAAAGAAGAAAACAAAAAGGACGAUGAAUUAAAAGACAAUACGGCUAACAAUGGAUCAUCUAGUAAAGAAGCAAAUUCAAUGGCUCAUGAAAAGAUGCAAGACAGUAAUACUAUUCCUACUCCCUUUGGAAACAUAUUCGCGACCCUAAUGGAUUAUGAUGCUGAUAUUAAAUUGAACCCUUACAGAUUAUGGUUUGCUGCUGUAAUUUUGAUCUAUCUAUUUGAAGAACAUGAAGAAAACAAAAUGGCAGCCCAGAAAGUCCAUACCGGUGAUGAAAGUGCUGGUGAAGAAGUCAUGAGCUCGAUUCAAGCUAUCUCAGGUCUAUUGAUAACAACCUUAGAUAAUAUGGACCCUCGUAUCUCAGUUGGAUAUCUAAUGUUAUUAACUAUUUGGUUGUAUGAAGAUUUUAAUGCAGUAAAUGAAUUUUUAGAAGACUCUACGAUUAUUAAGUCUAUAUUGACAUUUCUUUCUAAUAAUUCCUCCGAACUGGCCGUGUUGGUGCAUGGUAUGGCUACAAUUCUAUUGGGUGUGGUUUAUGAAUUCUCGUCAAAAGAUUCUCCUAUGCCUAGAUUAGAACUACAUUCCCUUUUAGUGAAAGCAAUGGGCAAAGACAACUACUCUUUAAAGGUAAGACAAUUUAAGGAUAACGAGCUAUUCAAGAGUUUCGAUGGAGAAUCACCACUAAGUAAUACUAAAGAUCAAACCGGUUUACCUGAUGUUUAUUUCGAAGCUAUUUAUGUAAACUUGAUCAAAGAAAAUUUCCCUCGAUUAAAGAAGGCGUUAUUUCAUGACCCUCAUGCCGAACCCCAGGGACAUAUAUCUUUUGAGAUUUAUGAAGAACUAGACACAAAGCAUAAUUUACUUAAAACCCAGUUAGAUCAGGAAAAAGUUAAAGCUUCUGAAACAGAAACAAAACUUCAGGAAGAAAUUCAUAAAUUGAAUAAAGAUGGUGAAGAUUUGAAAUCAAAAUUAGACAAAGCGUUAAAUGAGUUGAAAGAAUUAGAAAGCAAGCAUUCCUCUGUCAACGAAAAGUAUAACAAUGCCAAUAAAAGUUUACAAGCAACUGAAAAAUCAAAAAGAGAGUUUGAAACUUCGUCUACUAAAUAUUUCAAGGAAUUACAAGAUGCAUUAAAAAAGGUUGGAGUGAGCGAUGAUUUAGUUAAAAAUUUAGAGCAAAAAUUAGAAAAUUCUGAACAAGCUAGACAAAAGGCUGAAGAUGGUAUAAAUAAAAUGAGUAGGGAAUUGUUUCAACUUAGUAAACAGAAGAAGGAGGCUGACAAUAGCAUUAAAUCCCACGAAAAGAAGAUUGACUCUUUGAAGGUAGAGAUUGUCAGCAUCACGAAAAACUUUGAAGCUAGAAUUGAAAAAUUGCAAAAAGCUAAUGACUUGUUCAAAGAAAAAGUCGAAGAUUUGAAUAAGAAAAUAUCUGAAUCAAUUUCCUACAAUGAGCAUAGUGAGAAAAAGUCUCGUGAAAUGAAAGAAAAACUUGAUGAUGUAGAGGCAACUAAUGAGCAUUUGAUGGAUAAAUUAAGAUCUGCUGCGUCUGCAUUUCAAGAGAUGAAAUCAGCUAAAAAUAUCUCUGAUAAAGAAAUCGAGAAAUACAAAAUUGAGAUCAAAACUAAAAGUGACGAAUAUAAUUCGUUGCAACUGGAAUUCAAUUUAUUAAAAGACGAAAAGUCGACAAUAACUAAAGAAUUUGAGGCCUUUAAAGUGGAAUCAUCUGCUGAAGUUAACAAGUUAAAUUCAAGCAUCAAUGAUUUAAAGUUAGAGAAAGACUCUUUGGAUAGCAACCAUUCUACAAUCUCUACUGAAUUUGAAGGUUUGAAAGAGAAAUUGUCACAAGAAUCUAAAAGAUACAACGAUCUAAAACUUGAUUAUGAUAGUCAACUUGAAGUAUUGAAAUCUGAAAAUGAAAAACUCAAAAAAGACUUGGACGAUAUAACCAAUUCGAAAGCAGAUGCUGAGCUGAAGCAUAAAUCCAUAGAAGAGGAAUUGCUGACGUUUAAAGCUAAGCAUACUAAACUAAAGGAAGAAUUAGAAAAGUCGUUGGUUUCGAAAACGGGCGAGUAUGAUGAAGUUAUAGAAAAGUUGAAAAAUAAAGAUCUCAGCAUUGCUUCAUUGAAAGAAACGCAUUUGAAACGGGUGGAAGAAUUAGACUCUGGGAAUUCAAAGCUUUCACAAGAACUAGAAGCUGCGAAUUUUAAGUGUUUAGAAACCGCAAAACAACUCAAGGAUCAUCUAGAUUCAUCUUCUAAAUUGGCUGAUCAAAUUUCUGCUUUAGAAAAGACAAAAGUUGAUCUAGAAAAAUCCAUACAAAGUGCUGAAGAAGGAUCAAAAAAAUCCUCUGAAGAAUUCGAAAAACAAAAGUCUGAAUUAAACCAAAACUUGACAAAACUAGAAGAAGAAAAAGAAAUAGUUCAAAAGAAAUUGGAACUGAUGCAAAAAGCAAAGUCUAUUGCUGAGGAAGAAUUGGCCAAGCUAAAGCAAGUAUCGAAUGAAAAGAAUAAAUUGGAAUCUGAAAUAUCUGAAUUAAGAUCAGAAAUUGCUGAGUAUAAAGAUUCUCAUGUUUCUAUUAACAACAAAUUGGAUAGCACAACCAAGGAGCUAAGUGACAAGAAAGUUCACAUGGAGAACCAAGAAUCCAAGCUCAAGGAGCUUGUUAAAUCCUUGGAUAAUGAAAAGACCAUUGUAAAGAAUUUAAGCGAGAAAAAGGAAACUUUAGAAAGUCGAAUUAGAGAAUUGGAAAAUGAUAUAUCUUCAAAUUCGAAAAUUUCUGAUGAAAUACAAACUAAAAAUGAGAAUUUGGAAGUCAAAUUAAAAUCAACAGAAAAAGAACUAUCGGCUCUGGAAUCUAAAUUUGCGGAUGAAACCAAGCGCCUCAAAGACCAGAUAACUGAGCAUGAGGUAACUAUUUCUGAUCUUAAAUCUGACCUUGAAAAAAAGGUUCAGGAAGUAGAAAAGGAACGAAACAUGUUAAGCCAAAAUUCAGAAACAGUGAUAAAGGAAUAUGGUGAUAAAAUAAAAGAAUUGGAAAAGGCUCUUAGUAUCGCUAAAAAUGCUCACGAAUCCAAGUUGAAUGCAAUUUCGAAAGAGAAAAGGAUUGCGGAUGAAAGUCUCAAAUCUAUAAGCAAAGAGUUUGAAAGUCAUAAAAGUGAUUCAAAUGAGGCGACUUCUAAACUCACUAAAAAAGUUGAAUCAUUGAAAGUUGAAUUGGAGAAUGAAAAGAAACUUUCGAAUGCAUUUUCAGAGAAAGAAGUGGAAUUCAAAAAGGAAGCAGAAGCCUUAAAGGCUACAUCAAAACAGCUUGAAGAUGAAAUUGAGAAGCUUAAAAAAGAGAGAGAGAUUGCAAAUAACAAUUUCCAUGAAAAGAAUCGAGCGCUUUCUACUCUAGAAAAUGAUUUAAAUACUAAGCUAGAAGAAAUUAAUUCUAUUAAUAAGGUUGCUGAAUCUUACAAAAAAGAAUCGGAAAGUGGAAAAUCCAAAAUUAAACAACUUGAAAAAGACUUAGAAACUGCUCAGAAACUUGGUAAUGAAACUAAGGACGAGAUAGAGGCUCUUAGUGAAAAAAUUGAGGAGUUAAAGAGUGCAAAUGCAAUCUCCGAGGAUUCUUGGUCUAGCAAGCUUAAGGAUUCUGACUCUAGUUAUGCUGCUCUUGAAGAGCAAAAAAGAUCAAUAUCUCAAGAAUUGUCAGCCUUAAAGUCAUCUGAUAAAGCUGCAUCAGAAAUGACUAAGCAAUUGGAAAACGAACUUCAAACGUUAAAGGAUGAUAUUGAACAAAAAUCCCAAACGAAAAAAGACUUAGAAGAGAGGUCGACGAAUCUUUCUUCAACAAUCACAGAACUUGAAAAAGAACUUGAAAUUGUGAAAAAAGAUUUAGAAGCCGAAAAAUCUACAACAGAUAAAUUAUCUACCGAAUUGAAAGAUCAUUCGAAGCUAUCAACUGAUUUAAAGGAAUACAAAGGAAAAUUUGAGCAACUAGAAAAAGAUCAUGAACAAUUAAAGAAGAAAUUUGAAACAGAUGAAAAUAUUCAUAAUGAAAAAUUGAAAGAACUAAAAUCCAAGGUUGAUUCCUUAAAAGAUGAUCUGGCAGAAGUAGUAGAUUUGAAGAGUGAAAUUGAAAGGCUCAACAAAGAACUAUUUUCAACUAAAACAACAAAAGAUACUGAAAUCAAAAAUCUUAAGGAAGAUUUAAAGUCUGCUAAAACCUUGAAGAACCGUGAAGAGGAAUUGAAAAAAGACUUGAACAUUUCAAAGGAAAGCGCAUCAACCUUGAAAACAGAAAUGACUCUGUUAAAGGAAAAUGAAGCAAAAUUGAAACAGGAGCUAGAUUCUUCGAAGAAAAACGAAGAUUUAUUGAAAAAAGAACUAGAAUCCUUGAAAUCUAGUCAAAAAGAUAAAGAGAAGGGUAAAGACUUCGAUACUCAAAAGGCUGAGUUUUUAAAGAGUGAGAAAGCACUUAAGGAGGAGAUAGAAUCGUUACAAAAGAAAUUGAAGGAACAGGCGUCGAACAUGGUACCAAAAUCGGAGUUAGAUGACUUAAUGUUACUUAUGUCUGAUAUUGACGAACGUAAUAAGAAAUACAAAAAACAAUUGAAGGCUUUAGGCCAAGACAUUUCAAGCGACGAAGAAAGUGACGAUGACGAUGAUGAAGACGACGAUGAAGAUGAUGAUGAUGACGAUGAUGAAGACGACGAUGAAGAUGAUGAUGAUGACGAUGAUGAAGAUGAUUAA
Debaryomyces fabryi is the source of this 6147-nucleotide messenger RNA. It is a transcript of the gene USO1, whose product is annotated as Uso1p. The coding region runs from base 1 to 6147 and encodes 2048 amino acids. The record is from RefSeq and is a predicted model, not a curated record. Gene Ontology annotation, cellular component: endoplasmic reticulum; cytoplasm; Golgi stack. The transcript has a single exon. Lineage: Eukaryota; Fungi; Ascomycota; Pichiomycetes; Serinales; Debaryomycetaceae. Gene Ontology annotation, biological process: intracellular protein transport; vesicle fusion with Golgi apparatus; endoplasmic reticulum to Golgi vesicle-mediated transport.